AUGUUACGCCAGCUCUCGGUCGCAGCUGCGUUCCUCCUGAACUUCUCUCCCAUCGCACGAUGUACAAACAGUCCCCUAGCGCCUACGGACCAAGCGUCUGACGAGGUUUCGAUUUUGCCUCCCUACCGCCCUUCGGACCUCUCCGACACUAUCCCACUCAAACCCCGCUACCUCCUUUUCCUCGUCGGCUCUGCAACGGAAGGCGGAAAGGCCCGAAGAGCGGAACCUGCGCCGACCUACACCCUCGACCAAAUCGAGGGGCUCGCUUUCAAAAAUGGUACAAAACCAGCCUGGAAACAUGCCCAUUGUCUCGUUGUUGAUGACAUCGGUGACCUCGAUUUUGCCCAGUUGGGGACGCUGGUAGGGGAUGUGGUGCGAAUUGAAGAAGAUGUACAGGUUUCACAUGAUUCUUGGAGCAUGAAUUUCGACGUUGACCCAAUAAAUUGGGGCCUGGAUCGCAUUACGCAGAUUUUCGUCGACGGGAAAGCCAUCACAACGCCCCUGAACAGAACCUAUAUAUUCCCCUGGACUUCAACACCAAACGAUGUCGAUGUAUACGUUUUGGGAUCAGGAAUUCAGAUUGGGCAUUCAGAGUUUGCUGGACGGAAGAUGUCGUUUGAUAUCAAUUUCGUCGGGGAUGGAAUAGAUACUGACUGUUUCGGCCACGAGACGCACGUCGCAUCAACGAUUGUCGGAGGGACCACAGGUGUAGCGCGGGAUGCCACUGGGAUAAGGGUACACGCAGUCAAGGUGCUUGAUUGCGCGGGUGCAGGCUACAUGUCGGCAGUCAUGCAGGGAAUACAGUAUGUGAUUGACCAACAUAAUGCAAAGGUUGCUAGCGGUGGAACAAAUAAAACGGUGAUAAAUAUGUCGCUCUCGGGCUCCAAGUUGGAUUCCGCGAACGCCUUGGUGGAUAUUGCGACAUCUAUAGGCAUCUUGGUUGUCGUAUCAGCGGGGAAUGAGGCGAUUGAUGCGUGUGCGAGUCGGUCGCCGGCCAGUGCCGCGACAGCUCUAACAGUCGCGGCAUCAACACCAGGAGAUGACCAGGCAUGGUUCUCUAGCUGGGGAAGUUGUGUCAACAUAUACGCACCAGGAACGGACAUUCUUGGAGCAGGAAUAGGACCUACAAAUAGUUCUCUUGUUUACAAAACCGGAACGAGCAUGAGUGCACCUAUGGUGACGGGUGUCGCUGCAGUUUGGUUAUCUAACGGAUGGGUUGGUGCAGUUGAUCAGUACAAAGUACAUGAGUUGUUCCAAGGGCUGCUGGAUUCCUCGUUGAAAGGUGUCAUCCGCAAGCCCACUGGUGCGACCCACAACAGACUGCUCAACCUGUCCCCUUGUCGAUGGACGAUAUCAUCAAUCACAAACUCGACAACUCGAUACUACUGCAUCCUUCAUGCAUUAGAAUUUUGGGAUUCUAGAAAUGUAUGUAAACGUCUUGGAGGUGUCAUGGCCAAUCCUAGUACAGAGGAAGUAGCUUAUCUCUCGAGUAGAAUGACUUCUGUGGCAUGGCUGGGGGGAUGGCUGGGUAAAUCUUGGAAUUUCCGCGCCGGAUGUUUGGUGCUGUAUCCUGGGGGUGCGUUGGUGCCAUCACUGUGCAAAUCUCAGCUGCAGGGGCUUUGCGAUAUUACCCUGCCUGAGAAGCAGACAACCAGCAGCACGGUGGUGUCGGGUGUGAACACAACUGCAAGUGUUGCAUCGAGCGGGAGUACAACCGCAGCUGUAAUGACAUCGAACGGGACGACUACCACGGCAACGACAAGAACAGAAACAACAACAACGAGUGGAAUGAGCGCCAGCGGGACGACGACGACAAAAAUCCAAUAA
Molecule: messenger RNA, 1827 nt
Organism: Spizellomyces punctatus DAOM BR117
Lineage: Eukaryota; Fungi; Chytridiomycota; Chytridiomycetes; Spizellomycetales; Spizellomycetaceae
Exons: 1
Coding region: 1-1827 (608 amino acids)
Biological process (GO): proteolysis
Molecular function (GO): serine-type endopeptidase activity
Source: RefSeq, a predicted model, not a curated record